Messenger RNA from Lutzomyia longipalpis, 2477 nucleotides. Its product is annotated as serine proteinase stubble. NCBI's taxonomy places the organism in Eukaryota, Metazoa, Arthropoda, Insecta, Diptera, Psychodidae. Gene Ontology annotation, molecular function: serine-type endopeptidase activity. The transcript has 4 exons. The record is from RefSeq and is a predicted model, not a curated record. Bases 1200 to 2351 code for a protein of 383 amino acids. Gene Ontology annotation, biological process: proteolysis.
CAGUUUUCGGUGGACUCUCUUCUUGACAAGGUGGCAUCGCUCUUCAUCUUCUCUUUCCGCAUAUCCGCAUAUAGUGCUGCCGUGAACGUUGAACUCUUCCUUUCCGCUGCUGCAAGAGCAACCUUGUGCUUUAUUGCUUCACAAACGUGCGCUAAGAAGGGCUGUUUUGUUUUUACCUUUUAAUACACCUUUAAAAUAAAGCGUUCUAAGUCAGUGAAUGCCUCUUAGUGAUGUGAGACAAACCCAUAAGUGAUUGAGCAUUUAAUUGAAUUCUCGGGAGAUUUUAAUUCAUUCCAAAAAGAGGUGGAUGAACGAAUGAAAUUUUAUUAAAUUGAAUUUAGAAUCUCUUCUUUGCGGUCACGCUUAAAGAAAUCUUCUUGAAGAAAUUGAAUUUUAAACAUUUAGUUGGUGAUCCUCUAUAGUGUGGCAAAGUAGUGGGAUUUGUGUUUUUUUUUUUUGCUACUUCACCUUGCAAUAAUUGCUAACCUACUUGCUGGACUAGAUGAAAAACACGGAGAAAAUUGCCUUGGACACACUUUGAUGAUAUAGCUACACGAUGGCGGGCAAAAAGCUGAUUUUCUUCUGUGCAAAUUAGCAAGAAGGAGACAUCAGAAAAAAAAGAACUCACACCAGCAUUAGAAAGACAUCAACGAAAAUUUCUUCACAUCAUAAUCAUCAAUUUUUCUAACAGAUAAUUUUGCAAAGAAGAAAAAAGAAAGAAAAAGUCUCUUCAGCGUGGAUUUUCUUGUGUGCAAACGUUAAAGUGAUUCAGGGCAAAUUUCGUUGUUUACGGAUACUUUUAAAAUCUCUGGGUCAAUCGCAACAUCUUCUUUUGCGCAAAAGUGCUCCGGCGCACGAGAGAAAGACGAGCAUUUGCCCAGAAAACGGUUAACUCGUGUCCGGCUCUAAGCGUGAUCUUCCUUGAGGUCAACACACAGCAUUUUCCUCUUUUUUUUUGUCUACCUCAUCUUCACCUUAAAUUCACUUUAAUUGGCAAUCCGAAAAAAACGCCCAAACGAUGACGUUGAUGGCGUCAAGAGGAGCAUAAAAGUGUUUUUGUGAGUGAUAAAAAAGAACUCGCGAAAAUACCUUCUGGAUGGACACACAAUGUGAUAUCAUGACUCUUUAGUCAAUCUUCACCAAAUCCAUUGGAUUCUUCUUUUGUACAAUUGCUUGAGUACUAAAGAACACACACAGAAAUGCCGCAAUGGGAGCACGUGAUCAUCUUCAGACUCUACCUCCUUCUUGCUCUCAAUUCUGGACCAGAAUUAAAUGCAAGCAUAAUAAAUAGCGUCUUUGGCAUCCCAACGGAAUGUAUGCAUCAAAACCAGGUGAUGCCCUGUAAGCUCUCCUUCUCCUGUUGGCUACAGGGUGGUCGUCAUACGCAGGGUUGUGGGGAGAAUCGUUGGCUCUUCUCGUGCUGUAUUCCUGACGUUAAAGUGGACAUUGUUGUACCACCACCCCCACAGCCACCCAUUGUGAGGCCCCAUCUAAAGCCAGCAGCUAGCAAAGUUCACUCAAAAGUCCCCCUUCUGCGACGGAGAAUUGACACGGAGGCACAACCCUUUGAAUGUGGAGUCUCCCGAAAUAGCCAAAAUACCCUUCAGAAGCGCAUCAUUGGUGGGAGAUUGGCGCAAUUUGCUGAAUAUCCAUGGCAGGCUCACAUAAGAAUCCUCGAAUAUCAAUGCGGAGGUGUACUUUUAUCGCGCAGAUUUAUCGCAACAGCUGCUCAUUGCAUUCAGCAGGCAAAGCUUCGGGAUAUCAUUGUCUUCCUCGGGGAGUUGGAUACGCAAAAUUCGGGGACGGUGUCUGAACCUCUUCCAGCUGAGAGGCACAGAGUUUUACAGAAGUACAUCCACCCACGCUUUCAGUUUAGAGUUACGCAACCUGAUCGAUAUGAUUUGGCAUUGCUGAAGCUUUCACGGCCAGCAGGUUACAAGAGUCACAUUCUACCAAUUUGCCUUCCAGUGGGACAGUUGGACUUGACGGGGGUCAAUGGAAUGAUUGCAGGAUGGGGUAAGACGGAAGCAAGCACAGGAACAGGGACGAGUAUUCUAAGAACAGCCUCAGUACCCAUUAUAAGUUUAAAUGAAUGUGUAGCAUGGCAUGAGAGCAAAAACAUUAAUGUUGAACUCUUCAAUGAAAUGCUCUGUGCUGGACAUCUCGAUGGGCACAUGGAUGCCUGCUUAGGGGAUAGCGGAAGCCCGUUAAUUGUUAAAAUUAAAGAUCGUCACUACCUAAUUGGCAUUACGAGUGCAGGCUUUGGGUGUGGAGUUGAAAAGCAACCGGGAAUCUAUCACAACAUCAUGAAGACCUCAAAGUGGAUUCAAGAAAUGAUCAAGAGAUCGUGAUGCCUACACUGUGGCGAUGCGAUCGCGGGAAUUCCCGACCGUUAUAUCACAUUUUCAAAUGAAUUUUCAGCUCACAAGUUGCAAAGCACUGUGUAAUUCAAUAAAAGAAUAAAUUGGCAAAAGAAA